This is a messenger RNA of Oryctolagus cuniculus (rabbit), 1344 nucleotides long. It is a transcript of the gene FAM50A, whose product is annotated as family with sequence similarity 50 member A. NCBI's taxonomy places the organism in Eukaryota, Metazoa, Chordata, Mammalia, Lagomorpha, Leporidae. The record is from RefSeq and is a predicted model, not a curated record. Gene Ontology annotation, biological process: chromatin organization. Gene Ontology annotation, cellular component: nucleus.
GCCUCUGCCUCCGCCUCCGCCGCCGCCGCCGCCGCCGCCGCCGCCACCGCCACCGCCACCGCCACCGCCACCGCCACCGCCACCGCCACUGCCACUGCCACCGCCGAGACUCAGCCGGGCCGUUGUCAGUGUCGCCGCCGCCAUCGCCAUGGCUCAAUACAAGGGCGCCGCAAGCGAGGCGGGCCGCGCCAUGCACCUUAUGAAGAAACGAGAAAAGCAGCGCGAGCAGAUGGAGCAGAUGAAGCAGCGGAUUGCAGAGGAGAACAUAAUGAAAUCCAAUAUCGACAAGAAGUUCUCUGCGCACUACGAUGCGGUGGAGGCUGAGCUCAAGUCCAGCACCGUGGGUCUGGUGACCCUGAAUGACAUGAAGGCCAAGCAGGAGGCCCUGGUGAAGGAGCGGGAGAAGCAGCUGGCCAAGAAGGAGCAGUCGAAGGAGCUGCAGCUGAAGCUGGAGAAACUGCGAGAGAAGGAGCGCAAGAAGGAGGCCAAGCGGAAGAUCUCUAGCCUGUCUUUCACCCUGGAAGAAGAGGAGGAGGGGGCUGAGGAGGAAGAGGAGGCAGCCAUGUACGAGGAGGAGCUGGAAAGGGAAGAGGUCACCACGAAGAAGAGGAAGUUAGGGAAGAAUCCAGAUGUUGACACAAGCUUCUUGCCUGACCGAGACCGUGAGGAGGAAGAGAACCGGCUUCGGGAGGAGUUGCGGCAAGAGUGGGAAGCCAAGCAAGAGAAGAUCAAAAGCGAGGAGAUCGAGAUCACCUUCAGUUACUGGGAUGGCUCCGGGCACCGGCGGACAGUCAAGAUGAAGAAGGGCAACACGAUGCAGCAGUUCCUACAGAAGGCGCUCGAGAUCCUUCGCAAAGACUUCAGUGAGCUCAGGUCGGCAGGCGUGGAGCAGCUCAUGUACAUCAAGGAGGACUUGAUCAUCCCCCACCAUCACAGCUUCUAUGAUUUCAUCGUCACCAAGGCCCGGGGAAAGAGUGGGCCACUCUUCAACUUCGACGUUCACGAUGAUGUGCGGCUGCUCAGUGACGCCACCGUGGAGAAGGAUGAGUCCCAUGCUGGCAAGGUGGUGCUGAGGAGCUGGUAUGAAAAAAACAAGCAUAUCUUCCCCGCCAGCCGCUGGGAACCCUACGACCCCGAGAAGAAGUGGGACAAGUACACGAUCCGCUGAGCAUCCUGGGAGGCGGCGUGGUCUCGCCUCCCCUCCGGCCUCCCCGGGCGCGCCGCUGUGUCGUCGUGGCUCUGGACGUCUGGCUGCCCCAACCCUGGCAGCGCCAUCCCCUGCCUUUCUCUUUUACAAUAAAAAGAAUGCACUUGUCAGAGUUGGAGCAGGUGCACUGCGGGAAA